GCCGCGACGGUGGUGGCGGCGGCAGCGCGGGCCGGGAAACUUUGCCCCUUUGUGCGCUCCGCCCCGGAGGCGGCGGGCAGGCAGCGCUGCCUUCUUCAUCAUCCUGACCCCCGGAGGACAGUUACGAGGAGGAGAAACUCCUUGCCCUGCCCAGCCCCCACCACACACCCACCUGCUCACCUCAUGCCUGGGUCCAGGGUGGGUGAGGGUGAAGAACCCACCCAGCCAAGAUGAUCCCUUCUUUGGGGACCGCUGCUGGUGUCCUGCCCCAGAUCCUGGGCCCCAGCAGAUGGGAGAGUGGCCCCCAGCUGAGCCCUAUCAGACUGCUGCAGAGGAGGUGAAGAGGGGUUGAGAAGAGGCGCCCAUCCUGGAGACUGGAGCUACUUGCCUUCACCCUUGUACACUCUUGACUGUUUUAGGAAAGAAGGACCUGGUGGUGGCCUUUGCAGGCAGGCAGGAAGCUGGACCGUGGCUUUACUCCGGCACCUAUGCCCUUGCCUCUGGCAGCGUCAUGAGCCAGUUUCAGGUGCCCCUGGCAGUCCAGCCGGACCUGCCAGGCCUUUAUGACUUCCCUCAGGGCCAGGUGAUGGUAGGGGGUUUCCAGGGGCCUGGGCUCCCAAUGUCCGGGAGUGAACCCCAACUCCGAGGGGGUGGAGAUGGGCGAAAGAAACGAAAACGGUGUGGUACUUGUGAGCCGUGCCGGCGGCUGGAAAACUGCGGGGCUUGCACCAGCUGCACCAACCGCCGCACGCACCAGAUCUGCAAGCUGCGCAAGUGUGAGGUGCUGAAGAAAAAAGUGGGGCUUCUCAAGGAGGUGGAAAUAAAGGCUGGUGAAGGACAUGCGUGCAGCUUCUGA
Messenger RNA from Hyaena hyaena (striped hyena), 856 nucleotides. RefSeq names its product methylcytosine dioxygenase TET3-like. NCBI's taxonomy places the organism in Eukaryota, Metazoa, Chordata, Mammalia, Carnivora, Hyaenidae. Bases 512 to 856 code for a protein of 114 amino acids. The record is from RefSeq and is a predicted model, not a curated record. Gene Ontology annotation, molecular function: methyl-CpG binding; zinc ion binding. Gene Ontology annotation, cellular component: nucleus. The transcript is spliced from 4 exons.